Corvus hawaiiensis (hawaiian crow) is the source of this 4124-nucleotide messenger RNA. Its product is annotated as coagulation factor XIII B chain-like. The transcript is spliced from 12 exons. The record is from RefSeq and is a predicted model, not a curated record. Lineage: Eukaryota; Metazoa; Chordata; Aves; Passeriformes; Corvidae. The coding region runs from base 1066 to 2946 and encodes 626 amino acids.
AUUCUAUUAAAAGCAGUUGUUUAUGGGGGACAGUAAUGUUGUCUGAUCUAGAGACGUGUAGAAAGGGAGGCUUAGGCUGUGGAUUUCAAAAUUGGCUGGUUUUGAGGAACUCGAGUCUACUUUCUAGUGAGGUCUUGAGAGAUCAUGUAUGACAGCAAGAAAAAAAAUAUUAUAAUUCCUCUGUUUUUUAUGCAUUUCAAGAUAGUGAUGGAACAACAGGAUCUUGUAAAGGUGAAUUUAGAAAUUCUGAGCUGACAUUUUAAGGGAGGUAUCUGUGAGUUUCUUCUUUGUAUCAAGUGAGCAGUGCAUACAAGCAUGCAUCUCCUGUGGCUGAAUAGAUUGUGUUCAUCACAGCAUCCCUUUUCAUCCUGUUCUCUUCUGCAUUCUCAGAAUUGUGUUUGCUUAGCGAAAAUGCCAAGAAAAUGCAAACUGUAAAAUUAUACCCUCCCACUCCCAAAGUUAAGCAUUAUACCUCUAAUGAUGCUAAAUCAACUGGUAGCCAUUAGUCAGUCAGGUGACUGUAUGAGGUUCAUUUUUUCUGGUUUUGUUUAAAAAAUACUUGAAAGAGGCUUGUUGUGUUCAACACAACUCAGACAGAUAGUAAGAGUGACUGUGUUGUUCCUGUAAGAAACUCCAAAAUCAUGAAUAUCUCUAGCAUGCAGCUGACUGGUUUACUCUGGGGGUAGGCUGGAGGACAGGGGAAUUGUCUCUGCUUCCAGCCAGGGUAAAUAAUCUGAUAACAGAAUGCCCUUUAAACUUGGGACUCAGGAGGUUGUGAGGGGAACAGUGAUCAGCAAGUUUAAAGUGUUCCAUAAGCUUGUUGCCUGAUUUCACUGUAAAAUGAUAAAUUACUGAUGGUAAAGUGUAUCAAAUGGAGGUAGAAUCCUGCCAGUCUAGUGCUAAGGUAUUUGGAGAACUAAAAUAAAUGAAAAUAGUUUUUCCAGUGAAUCAACUUGUUACAAAAUACCAUAGACAUCGAGGCAUUUGUUGAAUACCUUUGAAAAUUCAGUUAAUUAUUUACAAAAGUAAUACUUAGGGAGUUUUCACAGGUAGUGGGAACUGUAGAUGGAGACAGUAAUGAAGAUGAGAUUGAAAAGCUGUUUUUUCUUCCUAGUUAUGGUGUGUUCAGGGAAGCUUUUUGCAGAAGAUACACCUUGUGAUUUGCCACAGAUAGAAAAUGGAAACCUUGCCCAGUACUAUUACAGUUUCAAAAGUUACUAUUUCCCUAUGCACAAAGGAAAAAAACUCUCCUAUUCUUGUAUGGUUGGUUACACGACUGAAACUGGGACUCAAGAUGGAAGAAUAACUUGUACAGCAAAAGGAUGGUCUCCAGUGCCACAAUGCUACAGAAAAUGCAGCAAGCCUCUUUUGGAAAAUGGCUCUUUUUCCAGCACAGAGAUGGACUUCAAAAUCCAUGAGAAAUUGCAAUACAAAUGUAAUCCAGGCUACCACACCCUGAGUGGUGGUACUGAAGAUACAGUGCAGUGUCAGCCACAAGGAUGGUCCUUCCAGCCAAGCUGUACUAAAAAACUUGAGUCAUGUCAGGUGCCCAAGUUACGCCACGGCAGCUACUCCAGGGCCCUGCAGGAGGUGCAGCUGAACGGGACGCUGCAGUACUGGUGUGAGGAGGGAUAUCGCACCGCGGCGGGGAACGCCUCUGAGGCAGCGCUGUGCCUCGCACACGGCUGGGACCUCACCCCCAGCUGCACCAGAAUAACUUGCUCCUCUUUGAGUGAAGUUGCUCAUGGAGGUUUUCAUCCUGUGAAGAAAUUCUAUGAAGAAGGAGAUGUAGUUCACUUUUUCUGUGACAAACAUUAUUCUGUCACCGGAUUUGACUUAAUUCAGUGUUACAAUUUUGGGUGGUAUCCAGACCCUCCAGUGUGUGAAGAUGUAAAAAAUAAAUGUCCUCCACCACCACUCCCUCAUGGCCAUAUCAGCACAGCCAGAAGAACACAUCGUAAUGGAGACAAAGUUCGUGUGCAGUGUACCUUGGGAAGAAGAGGAUCUGAGGAAAUCCAGUGUGAAGGAGGAAAAUGGACAUCACCCUCUGUCUGUAUUGGAACUGUGGAUAAACAGGAAUCUGAGGCACCACCACCACUCGAGGCAGAUGCAGAAAUAAAGGCAAGCCAAACACGUCGCAAUGAAGAUAUGAAAGUGCAGCAAGACUGUGCCUCUCCACCUGUGAUUAAAAAUGGUGGUGUCCUGGGCCCACUAUUGGCAAGCUACAAAAAUGGUUCCUCAGUAGAAUAUGGCUGUCAGCGUUACCACUUUUUGGAUGGGCCCAGUAGUGUCUACUGUGACCAUGGGAACUGGACAGAGCAACCAACCUGCUUAGAACCGUGUACUCUUAAUGUAACUGAUAUGGACAGCAACAACAUAACAUUGAAAUGGAGACGGGAAGAAUUAAUUUUCCUUCAUGGAGAUCUCAUAGAGUUUGAAUGUAAACAGGGAUAUGAUUUUCUCCAGAUUGCCAUUCCAUCUCCUGGGAGGACACGGUGUGACCAUGGCAGACUGAAAUAUCCAAAAUGUGUUAUUCAAGCUGCUACAGAAAAAUGUGGCUCUCCACCAUCUAUUGCAAAUGGAGCUCUUACUCUCCCAGCACUGCCCCAGUAUGACAGUGGUUCUUCAGUUCAGUAUAUUUGCUCUGACUAUCAUUUUUUGCAAGGCUCUGAGAGAAUCUACUGCUCUGAAGGACAGUGGACUUCGCCACCAGUUUGUAUAGAGCCAUGUACUUUGUCAAAAACUGAAAUGGAGAAAAAUAAUGUGCUGCUGCAAGCAUUCUAUGCAGAUCAAGUUUACUUUUACCACGGGGAUUAUGUUGGAUUUUACUGUAAACGGAACCAUUUUGGAGCAGAAUCUGGCACAACUUUAUUUCAAGUACAGUGUAAGAGAGGACAGCUGGCAUAUCCAAGGUGUGUUGAAAGAGGACAACAAGUAUGGACUUGAGGAAAGCCUGUAGGAAAGAGAAAUCUGGGUGAAAUGGAGAGAAGGGGAUUAAAAGGCCCUUGCUGGAACAGCUGCUGGAAGUAGAAUUCAUUUAGCCCCAUCACUUCCUCUGGAUGUACACACAACACUGGCUGUGAGCACAGGACAGGAUCAGGGGCAUUGCAGACAUGAAGGCAGCAUCUUGUUGAUGAACCUGGAGGCAAAGAACGCAUCGCAUACUCGAGCUUCGUGUGGGGCUGCUGCCACUCACUCACCUACCUGUUUUAGUGACAUGCCACAUUUUCUCAUUCAUUGUUUUAAUCCUAGUGUAGUAAUAGAAUACCUUCUUGUGACCCUUGAUGGCCCUUGCAAGUGCCACUCUGAGCUUUUUUCUAACAUUAUCCAUACAUGCCACAUCACUGCCAUGGACAGCUCACCUUGGAGCCUGUUUCUGCCUCAAUCCCCUGUACAUUGAUACCUUUUCUGCUUCAGAGAUCUCUGUGAAGUCUCUGAUUAGAUAAGCCAGUCAAGGUAAAUGUGUUUUUCCUCCUGAAGAUGAUAAUUGAAUAAUCUUGUGCUUGCAGGAUCCUGUGCUUCAAGACUUACAAGCUUUUCUCAACUCCUGUGAGUCCCAAGCAAUCCCAUCUACUCUUUUCCUAAAUAAGUCAAAUUCUGCUCUCCUAAGGUGCAUGAUUUGUACUCUGGUACUUGCUUUUUUCUCCCCAUUCUGAAUCAUGAACUGCAUUAGUACGCUGUUACCACAGCCACGCUGCCACUGACUUCCACAGGCACGUCCUCCUUGUUUGUGAAGGGCAGAUGGGGCUGGGGGUGGCACAGACUGGCCCAUCCAAGGCCUGGACCAGGAUGCAGUUCCCACAUUCACCUAGAAACCCCAAUUAUUUGCACCCCAACGUCUUGCCCUUGCAGGAAAUAUCUGGCUCAAGUCCCCCGGAACUGCUUCUGGCUAGAGACUUCCUUGAGUUGUUCAAAGGAGGCUCCACUUGCUCUUUCUGCUCAGGCACUCAGGACACUCACCCCAGGCUCAUUUCCAAGCAAGUGGAAGAAGGUAGGAAUAGACAAGGCCAAACACACUCUGUGCGCUGAUAAUCAAAUUAGCUGUGAGCUUUAAUUCUUGUCUCAGUAUGCCACCAAAGCCAGCCUGUUUUCUGGCCACAAUUGUUAAUAAAAUAACAGUGAGA